This is a messenger RNA of Diabrotica virgifera virgifera (western corn rootworm), 898 nucleotides long. RefSeq names its product mitochondrial import inner membrane translocase subunit Tim23 (gene Tim23). Gene Ontology annotation, biological process: protein import into mitochondrial matrix. The transcript has 5 exons. Bases 127 to 729 code for a protein of 200 amino acids. The record is from RefSeq and is a predicted model, not a curated record. Gene Ontology annotation, molecular function: transmembrane protein transporter activity. Lineage: Eukaryota; Metazoa; Arthropoda; Insecta; Coleoptera; Chrysomelidae. Gene Ontology annotation, cellular component: mitochondrial inner membrane; TIM23 mitochondrial import inner membrane translocase complex.
UCAAUUUCGAAAUACCGGAAACAAACAAACCUUCUUGAACCAUCUGACAUUGCGAUAGGUUUCUUAUUUUUAAUUUCAGGAAAAGAAACCACAAAAAUUUAAAAACAAAUAGUCGAAACUCACAGUAUGUCUUCCUUAAACGAUAGCAACGACGUCUACUCCUCAAACUAUUCUAGCAGAUCAGGACUUCAUGGUAAAGUAAGCCCCUUUUCUUCGCCGUAUUUGAAUUAUGACCCAGGAUAUCUACCACAAGCGCAACCAGAAUUUAUAUUCUUGGAUGGAGCCAGUAAACAAAGAGGCAGAUUUGAACUUGCUUUUGGACAAAUUGGUGGAUCAUGCAUGAUAGGAGCAGCUUUAGGAGGUGCCUCAGGGUUUUAUAAUGGGUUAAAAGCCACUACAUUGGCAGGUCAGACUGGAAAACUUAGACGAACACAGUUGAUAAAUUACAUUAUGAAGAAGGGUAGUGCUACUGCAAAUACAUUUGGAUCUGUUGCUGUGAUAUAUUCUGCAUUUGGUGUAAUACUUUCUUGGGCCAGAGGAGGAACUGAUGAUGAUCUUAAUACAAUUGUAGCUGCCACAGCAACUGGAUGUUUAUAUAAAUCGACAGCUGGACUUAGAAAAUGUGGUUUGGGUGGAGCUAUUGGAUUAGGAGUAUCAACAGCAUAUGCCCUCUGGGUCAAUAGGGAUAAGUUAUCAGAAUUACGGCAAUUUAAUCCAGCGCAAAGGUAGAGCGGUGAUAUAGUGAAAUGGAUAACAUCGUCUUGAAGUUCCUGAAUAAAUUUUAUUUAUUUAAUACAUGUACAAAUUUUAAAACGAGCCCCAUUGUAAAUAUUCGCCCGAAUCAAAUGUCCUCUCUAAAAAAUUGUAAAAAUCUAUUUUAAUAAAUUAUUAUGAUUUA